UUCAUAUCCACACACAACAUUCUCACAACACCUUAUUACUCAAGUCGAAUCAAGAGUUUUCUUAUUUCCCCUUGAACCUUUAAUAAAAGUUUUCGAUAUUUUCUUACGCCCGUAAAACACAAAGAUAUUGAUUCAUAAACCUUUCCAAAAGUAAGAAAAACAAAAAGAAAACAAGAACUAAACAGUUUGAUUUUUAGCUUCAUAUAAAACUAGCUAUUAAUGGAGAUGAUAACGAAGAUGGUUUUGGAGAGACCAGUGGUGAUAUACAGCAAAAGCUCAUGUUGUAUGUCCCACACGGUCAAGACAUUGCUCUGCGAUUUUGGAGCGAAUCCAGCAGUUUACGAGCUGGAUGAGGUCUCCAGAGGGAGGGAGAUUGAGCAGGCGUUGUUGCGGCUUGGGUGUAGCCCGGCGAUUCCAGCGGUUUUUAUCGGAGGAGAGUUAGUUGGUGGAGCCAACGAGGUCAUGAGUCUUCACCUUAACGGCUCAUUGAUCCCUAAGCUUAAGCGGGCUGGUGCAUUGUGGGUUUGACUUAAUAUAUUUAACUACUACUAGUUACUUAACACUAAGUUAAGUACGCAGAAUAAUGUUUAUAACUAUCACAACACAUCUAUGAUCUUUGACAUGGUGAUAUGAAUCCACGCACGAUCAAUAAUCAGGGGGUUGUCUUUUUAGUUGUUUUUCACGUUAUCUUAAUUUUAAAAAGUGCGAGCUUAUAUAUAUGAACUUUUAAGAAAGUAUAGAUUGACCUGAAGGAUGUAAUAUAUUAAUGAAAAAAAGAUUACAAUGUUUAG
Molecule: messenger RNA, 791 nt
Organism: Eruca vesicaria subsp. sativa (arugula)
Lineage: Eukaryota; Viridiplantae; Streptophyta; Magnoliopsida; Brassicales; Brassicaceae
Source: the annotation of a GenBank genome assembly